This is a messenger RNA of Antechinus flavipes (yellow-footed antechinus), 873 nucleotides long. Its product is annotated as CUB and sushi domain-containing protein 3-like. Bases 1 to 873 code for a protein of 290 amino acids. The record is from RefSeq and is a predicted model, not a curated record. NCBI's taxonomy places the organism in Eukaryota, Metazoa, Chordata, Mammalia, Dasyuromorphia, Dasyuridae. The transcript has 6 exons.
AUGCCCGGCUCAAGGCUAACAGGAAGCUUUGUACCAGAUUUAAUAGUGAGCAUGAACAGCCAGAUGUGGCUGCACCUUCAGACAGAUGAAAGUGUUGGAUCAGUUGGAUUCAAGGUGAACUACAAAGAAAUUGAAAAAGAGAGCUGUGGAGAUCCUGGAACACCACUAUAUGGAAUUCGAGAAGGGGAUGGAUUUUCGAAUAGAGAUAUUUUAAGAUUUGAAUGUCAGUUUGGAUUUGAGCUUAUUGGAGAGAAAUCAAUUAUUUGUCAAGAAAAUAACCAGUGGUCUGCAAACAUACCAAUUUGUAUCUUUCCUUGCCUUUCUAAUUUUACUGCACCAAUGGGGACGGUUCUUUCUCCUGAUUACCCUGAAGGUUAUGGAAAUAAUUUAAAUUGUAUCUGGACAAUCAUCUCAGAUCCUGGAAGUCGGAUACAUCUUUCAUUUAACGACUUUGACCUGGAAUCUCAGUUUGACUUCCUUGCUGUUAAAGACGGUGAUUCUCCAGACUCUCCAAUCCUUGGAACAUUCACUGGUGCUGAAGUUCCUUCUCAUCUCACUAGUAAUAGUCAUAUUCUGCGCUUGGAAUUUCAAGCAGACCACUCAAUGUCGGGCCGGGGUUUUAACAUAACAUAUAACACAUUUGGACACAAUGAAUGUCCUGAUCCUGGGAUACCAAUAAAUGCACGCCGAUUUGGAGAUAACUUUCAGUUAGGAAGUUCAAUAUCAGUUAUUUGUGAAGAAGGAUUUAUUAAAACACAAGGAACAGAAACAAUUACUUGUAUACUUAUGGAUGGCAAAGUAAUGUGGAGUGGGCCAAUUCCUAGAUGUGGAGGAAGAACAAAUACCAUGGAAGUUGACAAGCUCAAUUUUUGA